Messenger RNA from Lactuca sativa (garden lettuce), 939 nucleotides. RefSeq names its product protein CANDIDATE G-PROTEIN COUPLED RECEPTOR 7. NCBI's taxonomy places the organism in Eukaryota, Viridiplantae, Streptophyta, Magnoliopsida, Asterales, Asteraceae. Gene Ontology annotation, biological process: transport. The record is from RefSeq and is a predicted model, not a curated record. Gene Ontology annotation, cellular component: membrane; Golgi apparatus.
AUGAGGGUUUUAACAACACCUUUCACUGCUGUUCUUCUCCUCUUCUUCAUCAUCUCUCCACCACCCACUUCCACCACGGCGGAGAUGGAAUCUCCGACGAUCCAGUCCGAUAACCUCGCUCCCUCCCCUUAUGUUCACUCCUCCUUCAACAAAACGUGCGAUCUGUUCUCAUUCCUCGACCGGAAAUGCGACCCUCAGCUCUCAUCUGUUUACUUUGCAUUUUCCAUCGUUUAUCUAUCCUUUCUCGUACACUGGAUUUUGGUUUGCUUCAAGGUGAAGCCAACUUUUCGCAGGAUUCAUCUACUGAUGGCUGGGUUGAUACAAGUGAAGGCACUUAACUUGAUCUAUGCUGCUGUGAACGCUACAGGUGGUAAUCGAUCAGGUCUCUUCUUCUACAUUUCUAAGUUCAUCAGUGUUGUCCGUUUGUCGAUUGUAAUCCAAUUAAUCGCUUCUGGUUGGUAUUUCAUGGAACCGAUCAUGCAAAAUGCGGAUAGAAUCGUUUUACUGCUUUUGAUCCUUCUUCAGGUUUUAACAAAUGUAGUUAGAAUAAUGAUUGGGGAUGCUAACAAUUCUGUUCUUGACUGGAUGAAUUUGAACGAUAUGUUAGGGCUGAUAGAUUUAAUUGCUUGUGGUGUUGUAAUGUUCCCCAUGAUUUGUUCGAUGGUGUAUACGCACGCUGAUGGGAUGAGGGAUAAAUUUUUUGAAAAGUUAACUGAAUUUAGGUACUUCUGUACAAUUGUUGCGUUUUACUUGCUAUUUCUGGGUGUUAUCGUGGGAAAUGAUAGAAAGACUGGCCAUAUUGGAUUAAACGCCAUUGAUGCUCACAAGUACUUGAUCGAGUCUAAUAUGGUGAUUGAAAUCAACAGUCUGACUUUCUACAUGAUCAUCUGUACCAAUUUCAGGAAACAAUUUGCUUUUCUUGUCGAUCAUCAUGAAUAG